Malania oleifera is the source of this 3437-nucleotide messenger RNA. RefSeq names its product two-component response regulator-like PRR73. The transcript has 11 exons. The record is from RefSeq and is a predicted model, not a curated record. Gene Ontology annotation, molecular function: protein binding. NCBI's taxonomy places the organism in Eukaryota, Viridiplantae, Streptophyta, Magnoliopsida, Santalales, Ximeniaceae. The coding region runs from base 446 to 2827 and encodes 793 amino acids. Gene Ontology annotation, biological process: phosphorelay signal transduction system; cytokinin-activated signaling pathway.
AUCCCGGAUAAUAUCUUCUCCCUCAGCACCCCCUCUCUGUCUCUCCGCCUCCCUCUCCCUCUCCCUCUCCCUCUGACAUUUUGCUUCGCAAUUUCCCAACCAGUCAAGCAUCUUUCUGCAUCAUUUAGCAACAGCUGAAGAACGCCCGAAAGCGUUUCCAGCUCUUUAGCUCAGGAUUUCAGAAGCAUGUUCUUGAAAGUCUUGCUUAUCGCACCGGAUUAGAGGGCUCUGAUCUGGUUUUUCUUUGCUCGAUCGAGCUCAAAAGUGGCCGCAAGCCCUGCAUCAGAGAUGCUUUGUAGUUGAAUUGGUGGCUUCUGUUUAUUGUUCGCAGAGUUUGAUUUCUCAGGGCGAACAACAUGUGCGGCUUUUGUGGUAGGUCAGAUGAUGGUUUUUUGUUAAUUCGAUUACGGGCGUUCUUUAUCAUUGGUCUUUUUGAAUCUGGUUAAUGGAGACUGGGCCACAUGGUGCUGGGAACGGAGGGUUGGUGGAACAAAAUAACCUCAUGUGGGAUGAGCGAAAGUUAGAUAGUAAUGGAGUAGUGGAUGAGGGGCAAUGUUUGGGUUCAUCAGAAGAAGAUGAGUGUAGGAUUAAAAAUGUAGCCGAAGAUGUUAACAAUGGGCCUGAAGGCAUGAUUCAAGUUCAUGAUGGGUUGCAGAGACCACAACAACAGCCUCAAGGUCCUGUUAUACGAUGGGAGAGGUUUCUUCCUGUAGGAACCCUGAAGGUUCUGUUGGUGGAAAAUGACGAUUCAACACGCCAUGUUGUCAGUGCGCUGCUUCGGAAUUGUAGUUAUGAAGUUACUGCUGUGGCAAAUGGUCUGCAAGCAUGGAAUAUCUUAGAAAAUUUGACAAAUCAUAUUGAUCUUGUCCUAACAGAGGUAGUCAUGCCCUUUUUAACGGGGAUUGGUCUUUUAUGCAAGAUUAUGAGCCACAAAACUUUGAAUAACAUUCCUGUGAUUAUGAUGUCAUCUCAUGAUUCUAUGGGUAUAGUCUUUAAGUGUUUAUCAAAGGGCGCUGUUGACUUCUUAGCCAAACCUAUUCGGAAAAAUGAGCUUAAAAACCUUUGGCAGCAUGUUUGGCGGAGAUGCCACAGUUCUAGUGGUAGUGGGAGCGAAAGUGGUACUCAGACUAAAAAGUAUGCAAAAUCAAACAGUAACGAGGAGUCAGAAAACAACACUGGCAGCAGUGAUGAACGUGAUAAUGGAAGCAUUGGGUUGAGUAAUCGCAAUGGAAGUGACAACGGAAGUGGUACCCAGAGUUCAUGGACAAAAAGGGCAGCAGAAACUGACAGCCCCCAGCCAUUAUCCCCAUGGGAUCAACUGGCUGAUGCUCCUGAUAGCACUUGUGCCCAAGUCAUCCAUACAAAACCAGAGACAGUUAGUGACACUUGGGUGCAUAUUACUGAGACGAAAGAGUACCGAGAGCAGGAUGAAGAACAGGACCAUGCUGCAAUGGGCAAACAUUUGGAAAUAGGAGUAUCUAGGAAUGCAGAUUUACCACUUGAUCAUCGAGAUGAGAAGUUUCCAGUUCAGUCAAGAAGCAAGCGUCAGAAUAAAUUGCCUGACCUAGAAACAAAGCCAUUUGACAAAGGACAAUUAGAACACGGCACUGAAAAUAUGAGUGGUAAAAUGAGGGAACAAGCUGCAAAUCUAAUGAAUCCAAUUGUCAAUUGUACUAACCCUCUAGUACACAGUAGAGCUACGGAGGCUCCAACUGGCAUUUCUGAUAUUUCACAAAAUAAUGAUAAAGUGAGCUGCAAUUCUAGAGAACUGCCAUCUCUUGAGCUAAGUUUAAGAAGGCUGAGAGGAGCGAUUGAUGCUGGAACUGCUACACAUGAUGUAAGGAAUGUUUUGCGACAUUCUGACCUGUCAGCAUUCUCAAAAUACAAUAAUGCUUCUUCUUCUAAUCAGGCUCCCACUGGGAAUGUAGGAAGCUGUUCUCCCCUUGAUAAUAGCUCAGUUGCAAUGAAGGCGGAAUCAAUGCACAAUUUUGCAUCUAAUUCUAGUGGCACUCCUGCCAACCAGCAGUCCCAUGGGAGUAGCAACAACGACAUGGCCUCCACCACUAAACAGGCUAUCCUGAGGUCAGAUGCCAUAAAUGAGAAAUCGGAGUCCAUAUCAGCGUUCAGAUAUUUUCACUCCCCUACCUUCCAACCUGUGCAGAAUGGUCAAGUAUGUCAAGCUCCACAAGUUUUGCCUGGAAAGGCAGAUGAUUUGGCAGUUGACACUGUACAAGAUGAAUCAAGAGGCUCCCACCUCCAUGUCCAGGUCCAGCACCAUCAUCAUCAUUACCACCAUUAUCACCAUCAUGUCCAUAACAUGCAGCAGCAGCAGUCACAACCAGAUCAUGAUGAUCGUUCACUGAAGAACAUGGCAGCAGCUGCUCCACAAUGUGGAUCAUCGAAUGUGUUUGGUGGGCCGAUUGAAGGUAAUGCUGGGAACUGUAGCAUGAAUGGUAGUGCCUCAGGGAGUAAUCAUGGGAGCAAUGGACAGAAUGGAAGCAGCACUGCAUUGAAUGCUGGAGUGACAAACAUUGAAAGUGACAAUGGUGCAGCUGCGAACAGUGGAGCUGGUGGCAUUAGUGGGAAUGGAUUGGAUGAAGAUCGGUGUGCACAGAGAGAGGCUGCCCUAACCAAAUUCCGUCAGAAACGGAAAGAGAGAUGCUUUGAGAAAAAGGUUCGGUACCAGAGCAGGAAAAGACUAGCAGAACAACGGCCUCGCAUCCGAGGGCAAUUUGUACGACAGAUAGCGUGCGAUGGCAAAGCGGCAAAAGAUAAAGAUGAGCAGAGCAGUGGUGCUGUCUCUGGGGACAAUUCUUGUGACAGAUAGUGUACAAUAAUGUAGGCAGGAAUGCAGAUGGCAAAGCGGCAAAAGAUGAAGAUGAGCAGAGCAGUGGUGCUGUCUCUGGGGACAAUUCUUGUGACGGAUAGUGUACAAUAAUGUAGGCAAAAAUGCAGAUGGCUAACCCAACCCUUCCUCCUGAUGGUGCAUUUGGAUUUAAUUAUGUACAUGAGAGUAGCUCUGGCCAUGUGUGUAGGGAAGGAGACUUACAAAAGAUUUGUGCUUUAGAGUGAUUUCAGAUUUGUGGGUGAGGGUGUUUGGGGAACUGUCCUUUCUUGAAUGACAACAAAACCCUUGACGUGAAGACCCAUGAAGACACAAUCAGACUCUAUUUUAUGGCUGUAAAUGUAAGAGACUCCAAUGGUUGGCUGGUUCUCCUGGUAAAGGGUACCUGCCUGCCUCCGUGUGAUAAAUCUCUCUAAUGGUGGCAUGUUCUGAAUGCUGUUCUUCUUGGUUUCGUAUUUUAAACAAGAAAGAGCACUACUUACAGGAAGACCGGAGAGAAGUGGAGAGAGGGGGGAUGAAAAUUUACCUUAAGAUAUAAUUUUAAGGUGCGUGCUAUUGGCAAUAUGAAAAAUAUGAGUUGACUAUUAUUUUA